AUGCUCUUGAAUUUAUUCCUAGUAAUUUCCUUGGUUAUAUGUCCUCAUACAGUAUUGGCUAGUAUUCGAGAAAAUAUUCUGGCACCAAAACCAUUACAUGACUUAAGCCCACAGUGUUUGAAUGACACCGAGAUUUGGUUUCAGUCUCUGCAGAAUUUUGCGAAUGUCUCUCUGGAUUGUAUCACUCAAAGAAAAUGUACCACUGAAGAAUUGAGAAUACUGGAAGACAAUUUAUAUGCUAUAGAACAGCUGGACGCAUUCGGACAAAUACCUGUACCAGGAAUGUUGGAAAUUACAACAUUGUACGACGGAUCUUAUCAAGAAUGCCAGCGGAUCAGUGGUGUUAAAUAUGAGACAAAUUACUGCUAUUUGGUGAUCAAACCAGGAAAAAAUGUAUCUUGUGCUGCUGGAAACUCUUCUUCUCCUAUUGACUCUUUACCAUUGAGGCUUGCAGUCUGCCUACCGUAUUCAUGUGACCACCAGGAUAUGAUCAACAUUUUCAAUCAAGCGUCUUUGUAUCCAUUCACUGCUUGUGCAGCAUAUUGUGUGAAAUUUGAUGUUGAAAAAGACGCGCCUUUCUGGGGAUUUUCAUCGUUCUUUUUGGUGAUGGUUUUUAUUGCGGUAGCGGCUACCGUGUUCGACUACUUUCGAGAUUCUCUAUUUGGAUAUAAAAAUGACAAAGAGAAAAAUAUAUUGUUCAAAAUUCUCCUGGCAUUUUCUUUCUGGACAAACGCAGAAUUGAUUCUAUCAGUGAAAGAACAAAAACCAGGAUUCAUCAAGUCAUUGGACUGCAUUCGUUUGUUCUCAAUGACAUGGGUCGUCACGGGACACUCCUAUCUGUACAUUAUUCUGUCUAAUACGCUCUCACCAAUCAUCAAUUUUCCAAAGCAUUUCUGGAACCAUCUAAUUCUGAAUGCUUUUUUAUCAGUAGACACUUUCUUCGUGCUUUCUGGAAUCGUAGUUGCGUAUCUGUUUUUCAAAACCAAGCCGAGCAGAAAAAUUAUAACGAAUCCAGUAACUUGGGUGAUGUUCUAUGUUCAUCGUUAUCUGAGGUUGACACCUCCUGUGAUGUUGUUUAUUGGUUUCUUCACAGUUUAUGCGCCAUAUCUUCAAGGAACGUUUUCGGCAUCCGCGUUCAAUGAUCUUGUCGCUGAAUCAAAUGCAUGCAAGGAAAGUUGGUGGCAAAAUCUUCUCUACAUCAACAACUUUGGUGAUACCUCGAACAAUAACAACAACACCUGCUACGGACCCACCUGGUAUCUUGCAGCUGACACCCAAUUAUACAUUGCAUCUCCCAUCUUUCUCAUUGCUCUCUAUUUUUCAUUUGCUGCCGGAACCGCUUUACUUGUUUCUGGAUGUAUUGGGAGUAUAAUUGCUACCUAUGUCCUUUUCAAUGUGUAUGAUAUGGCAUCUGAUAGUUAUGGUAAUGGAGAUGCCACUCAUUUCUUUGGUGUGAUAUACUCAAAGCCAUGGAUUAGAUGUCCACCGUAUCUCGUUGGAAUCUUCACUGGAUAUCUUCUGGCUCAUUAUGGAAAUCGAAAAAUUCGGUUGAACUGGGCACUGGCGUUAGGUGGAUGGGCAGUGGCGUUUGCGAUAGCUGGAUUUUGUAUUUUUGGAAAUUAUGACUACGACAAAGGAUCUCACUGGAGUGUUUUCGCAAGGGCCUCUUUCUACAACUUCCAUCGUCUUGGUUGGGCAGUCUUCCUUUCUUGGGUGAUAUCUGCGAAUCAUAUGGGAUGGGGUGGUCCUAUCAAUAAUUUUAUGUCUCAUCCGAUAUGGCAACCGUUUGGAAGAUUAUCCUAUUGUGCAUAUAUUGUGCACUGGAUGGUUUUGUUUUAUUACCAUAAUAUCAGUGGCACCCUUCAUUUCUAUUCUACUUGGGAAGUGUUCACCCAUGUUACUCUGCCAGCUACGUUCAUGGCAUACGUUUUUGCCUUCUUCUGGAGUUGUCUAUUUGAAAUUUCAACACUCAAGUCAGCUUUGCCGCUUGUUUUAUUUUAUUUUAUGUUGCGAAUUUCCAGGUUGGAAAAAAUGCUUUUCGAAGUGAUUUUCAAAUCUGACCGACCAUCUCAAAAGCUUGGUGGAUCCGUGGAAAAUGGAAAGCUUCCUAAUGCAGUGGCUGAAACAUGGAGUUCAGUUGAAACAACACCGAAAACUAAUUGA
Messenger RNA from Caenorhabditis briggsae, 2163 nucleotides. NCBI's taxonomy places the organism in Eukaryota, Metazoa, Nematoda, Chromadorea, Rhabditida, Rhabditidae. The transcript is spliced from 5 exons. The coding region runs from base 1 to 2163 and encodes 720 amino acids. Gene Ontology annotation, molecular function: acyltransferase activity, transferring groups other than amino-acyl groups. The record is from RefSeq and is a predicted model, not a curated record.